Hyalella azteca is the source of this 815-nucleotide messenger RNA. RefSeq lists its product as uncharacterized. The record is from RefSeq and is a predicted model, not a curated record. Bases 351 to 815 code for a protein of 154 amino acids. Lineage: Eukaryota; Metazoa; Arthropoda; Malacostraca; Amphipoda; Hyalellidae. The transcript is spliced from 4 exons.
UAGUAGACGUCACGAAAAAUUGUUAACAUAGAUCAAUAUGUUGAUGACGUUAAAAAAUGUGUUUACAAAGAUGAAUGAAAAGAAAAGUGGAAUCUAUUGUUCUCUUACUUGAAGUGCAAAAAUUUACGGCAGUCUCAAUAAUAAAGAAAAAUUAUUAUGCAGCAGUUAUGCAAUAACUUACGAACAAAGAGUAGAGGGCUUGUAUUUUAUGUGCCCAUUGAUUUUGGAUGCCUUCAUUCAAUAUAAUGAUUGAGAGAUACUUGCUUUAAAGUGAUAAAUUUUGUGAUAAAACAGGUGGUCAGGCAGCAAAAUCCAACAGGUGCAGGUGCUCAGUGCGUGACGUCAUCACCAUGGGUCCGCCCUCCUUCAUCACGUGCUUCGUGUGCCAGAAGGGCUUCGGCUCCCACUCGAUACACAUCCACGUGCCGUCGUGUCUCGAAAAAUGGCACGUAGAGAAUGAUAAAAAACGCAAGUCAGAGCGGGCGUCGCCCCCCUCUCCCCCGCCCCACUACCCCGUUCAGCUGCGGCCUGAGCUGCAGCACAGCCUCCCCGCCCCCCGCAGGCCUCGACCAAUCACAGCCAAGCUCGAGAAGCCAAAACAGGUGCAGCUGCCAGCAGGUGCAGCUGUCAGCAGGUGCAGCUGUCAGCAGGUGCAGCUGUCAGCAGGUGCAGCUGUCAGCAGAAGCAGGUGCAUCUGUCAGCAGGUGCAGCUGUCAGCAGGUGCAGCUGUCAGCAGGUGCAGCUGUCAGCAGGUGCAGCUGUCAGCAGGUGCAGCUGCCAGCAGGUGCAGCACCGCAAUCGAUGUCUGCACCUGA